GCAAGAGAGUGGACAACGAAAACCCGGAAUUCCAGGAUAUCCUCGAAACAAUCUCUGAAUUCAUUCUACCAUUUGACAUGUCCAAAUUGUUGACAUUUCUUCCGUCUUGGCGGCCAUUUGUACCCGGAUUUUUAAUCAGACAGGAAGAUAGGUUGAAGAGGAGAGAGAAAAUUUACUCCUAUAUGCAGGGCCUCAUUGAUGAGCACAGAAGGACAGUGGAUCCGAGUGAACCCAGGGACCUGAUUGACUGCUACAUCAUCGAAGAAAAAAGGCUGAAAGAUGCUGGGAAGGAUUCUUCGACGUUUCAGGACGAUAGUGUUGCUUGGUCCCUCGCCGAUAUUUUCAUUGCUGGCGCUGAAACUACUUCGACGACCCUGAGAUGGUUCUUUUUGUACAUGGUCGUGUACCCGAAAAUACAGUCCAGAAUUCAAGAAGAAAUAGACAACGUCGUGGGUAAGGACAGGUUGCCAAACUCAGAGGACAGAGUCAGAAUGCCUUACACUGAAGCAGUCCUUUGGGAAAUUUGGAGACACAAAACAAUUGUUCCACUAGGAGUGGACCGAAGAGCUUCGAAGGACGUGGAGUUUGUUGGAUACCAAAUUCCGAAAGGUACAAUUAUGACGACCAUGAUUUAUGCCAUACAUCACGAUCCAGACAAUUUCGAACAUCCAGAAGUCUUUAAUCCCGACAGGUUCUUGACGGAAAGUGGACAACUGAUUAAGAAUCCGAAAAUCAUGCCUUUCCAAGCU
This is a messenger RNA of Notodromas monacha, 749 nucleotides long. NCBI's taxonomy places the organism in Eukaryota, Metazoa, Arthropoda, Ostracoda, Podocopida, Cyprididae. The record is from the annotation of a GenBank genome assembly.